Messenger RNA from Propithecus coquereli (Coquerel's sifaka), 3014 nucleotides. RefSeq names its product transmembrane protein 30A (gene CDC50A). The record is from RefSeq and is a predicted model, not a curated record. NCBI's taxonomy places the organism in Eukaryota, Metazoa, Chordata, Mammalia, Primates, Indriidae. Gene Ontology annotation, biological process: phospholipid translocation. Gene Ontology annotation, cellular component: plasma membrane; Golgi apparatus; endoplasmic reticulum.
AUGAUCAUGGUGCGUCCGCCUAUUCCCUCUCCCUUUUAUUCUCCUCCCUUUCCCCCUCCCCUUGUCCCUCAGUCUUCUCCUCCUUCCUUUUCUCCCUCCCCCUGGCGUCUCCAGCCUACUCUCGCUUCCGAUCAGCGGCCCUUUGCGGAGAGUGUCCCGCCUCUUCCGCCUUUACAGCGGAGGUGGCUGUGGCGACGGCGGCAGCGGCGCCUGCGCGUCUCCUGUCAGGAUCCAGGCGGUCCACUGGGCGGUCCACCUGCGCGUCUCGGAGCCGCGACCCGGGGGUCGAUGGCGAUGAACUAUAACUCGAAGGAUGAAGUGGACGGUGGGCCGCCGUGUCCUCCUGGGGGCACCGCUAAGACUCGGAGACCGGAUAACACGGCCUUCAAACAGCAACGGCUUCCCGCUUGGCAACCCAUCCUUACGGCCGGCACGGUGCUACCUACCUUCUUCAUCAUCGGCCUCAUCUUCAUCCCGAUUGGCAUUGGCAUCUUCGUCACCUCCAACAACAUCCGCGAGAUCGAGAUUGAUUAUACCGGAACAGAGCCUUCCAGUCCCUGCAAUAAAUGUUUGUCUCCUGAAGUGACACCUUGCAUUUGUACCAUUGACUUCACACUGGAAAAGUCAUUUGAGGGCAAUGUGUUUAUGUAUUAUGGACUGUCUAAUUUCUAUCAAAACCAUCGUCGUUAUGUGAAAUCUCGAGAUGAUAGUCAACUAAAUGGAGAUUCUAGUGCUUUGCUUAAUCCCAGUAAGGAAUGUGAACCUUAUCGAAGAAAUGAAGACAAACCAAUUGCUCCUUGUGGAGCUAUUGCCAACAGCAUGUUUAAUGAUACAUUAGAAUUGUUUCUUAUUGGCAAUGAUUCUUAUCCUACACCUAUUACUUUGAAAAAGAAAGGUAUUGCUUGGUGGACAGAUAAAAAUAUAAAAUUCAGAAAUCCCUCUGGAGCAGAAAGCCUGGAAGAACGAUUUAAAGGUACAACAAAGCCAGUGAACUGGCUUAACCCAGUAUACAUGCUGGAUUCUGACCCAGAUAACAAUGGCUUCGUAAAUGAGGAUUUUAUUGUUUGGAUGCGUACUGCAGCAUUACCUACUUUUCGUAAGUUAUAUCGUCUUAUAGAGAGGAAAAGUGAUUUACAUCCAACAUUACCAGCUGGACGCUACUAUUUGAAUAUCACAUACAAUUACCCUGUACAUUCUUUUGAUGGACGAAAACGGAUGAUCUUGAGCACUAUCUCAUGGAUGGGAGGAAAAAAUCCAUUUUUGGGGAUUGCUUACAUCGCUAUUGGAUCCAUCUCUUUCCUUCUGGGAGUUGUACUGCUAGUAAUUAAUCAUAAAUAUAGAAACAGUAGUAAUACUGCUGACAUUACCAUUUAAUUUUGUAUUCUGAAAACAAAUCUACUGCAUGUGCAUCAAGGCCAGUCCUAUUCAACUAGCUUUCGAAUGCUGACAUCUGGUUAGUAUGUGAUUUUGAAGUUGGCACAUACUUGUUUUUAAAAACAGUCUUUGUCCUUUGCUUCUUCCCUAUGGAUGACUUAUGAAAAUAUAUGACGGGUAUAAAAAAAUUAGCUGCAUUGAUUAUAUCAACACUAUAACUGCUGAAAUGGCAUUCUAAUGUUUGCUUUUUAUUGGGACAGGCCAUAUGAUGCAUAGAGCCUCUUUCAUGUGAAUGCGUCUACUGCUUCAAUGUUUAUGCUGUAUCGAUGCUAUUAUAUUGACAUAUAAUGCUGUAUAUGUGUGCCUGUUGUGUGAAGAAAGGGAUUACAAGAUGUAUGAGUAUAAUGACUUGCUAACCUUUCAGGAUUCAGAGUUACAGAAAGAUGAAGAAUGACCGAAUCUAAGUAAAACACUUCAUCAUUUUCAUGUUGUUGUGUGUGAAGGCUUAAAGUACCAUCUUUGUUGAGGUGGUUCAUGCAUUCAGUUUAUCCAGUACAGUUCUUUGUCAAGCUUAGCUUUGAUUUCAAAGAACAUGUUACCUUUGUGUCUGGCAUAGGAAUUAAUAAUGCUCAUGUCUGAAGAGGUCAGGUAAAUCCCAGGUUGGAGAAUUUAAAAAUUCCUCUUUCCAUUUAUUCAAAUGUUACAGUCAGGAACCCCAACUUACUUGGAAUGUUCUUACUGGAAUAUGAUCACUUCCCUUGACGCUUACAUUUCAUAAGGGAAGAAAAUACAAGUGAGGUGGAAAAACUGCUUGGUAGACCUUCAUCUUCUGCCUCGAUUAGAAAUCAGAUGUAAUUGCUCAAAGGAGACUAUUUUCAUUCUUGUGGUAUUUAACAUUCAGAAAAUUACUUCAGCAUUGAAAAAAAUCUCAAACUGUUUUUAUUUUACAGGUAAGUGUUUUGACUUAAGUACUAAUAUUAUAUUCCAGAAAAUUUUGAAAGUAGUAACCUAAUUUCCUCUGUAUUUUAUUCAAUUUUUACAUAGGUCAAUUAUAGAUAUGUAUGCACAUUCUCUUUAGUUAAGGUACCAAUUUUUUUGGUUGGUUUUCCUGAGACAUACUUUAGAAAGAUGUUCUAUACCUAAUUAAAUUCUAGAGAUUUUGGAAUAUGUACAUGAUAAAUUAUAAUAUAUAUGGUUGAAGUAAUUUUAUUUUUUACUAACUGGAAUUAUUUUAAUAUUCCUUAUUGAAUACUGUAAUUUGUUUGCUAUGGAACUUAAAAUGAAUGUAAACUUAUUUUUCCACAUGCAUGCAUGAAAAUGUGUGUAUUUAAUCAGAGGUGGCUUAAUUGCAUUGAAAUUGCUUUUUUUUUUUUUUUUUUGCUAAAGUAACUCAUGUUUGUGUAGAAGAAUGCCUGUUUAUUCAAAGUUUGUAAUGAUUUUUUUGAGUUCUAUUUUAAAUCAGAAGGUCUGGGUAAUGUAUCAAUUUUGAUUAAUAUAUGUUUUUUUGUAAAGAAACAAACAACAAUGUAAUAGUUAGUAGUAGAAAUGUGCCACACUUCUUAAGUUUUGUGUAACAUGAAAUUCAGUUAAAAGAACUUGUAAUUCAUAAUGACUUUUAACUGGUAAAAAUAUUACUUGCA